Molecule: messenger RNA, 5380 nt
Organism: Ictalurus furcatus (blue catfish)
Lineage: Eukaryota; Metazoa; Chordata; Actinopteri; Siluriformes; Ictaluridae
Exons: 35
Coding region: 867-4343 (1158 amino acids)
Biological process (GO): lipid transport; lipoprotein metabolic process
Cellular component (GO): membrane; extracellular region
Molecular function (GO): lipid binding
Source: RefSeq, a predicted model, not a curated record
UGGUAUAUGUGCUGGUAGAAACAGAUUCAGAAUAACUGCUAAUAAUUCUAUAUUAGAUUGGAUUAGAUUAGAUUCAACUUUACUGCCAGUGAACAGAGUACAAGUACAAAGCCAACAAAAUGCAGUUAGUAUCUGACCAGAAGUAGCAUAGGUGUAAAGCAUGUCAUCAACAGCGCAAAUUGAAUAUAAAUAAAUAAAUAAAUAAAACAGUACAAAUGGCAUGAUGUGUGUAAAUGAGUCUGGAGACAUGGAUUACAGUAAUAAAGACGAAGUACAGUGCAGUGGACAAAGGUGCACAUGGAAUGAAGGUAGGACUGUGCAAACUGUUUAUAUGAGGCAGUUAGAAACACAAAUAUUGCUCUGUCACUUUAGUAAGUAAUAAAGUUAGAAAGCUGGCAAAGAUGGCCUACCAGUUUGACUGGAUCAGCCUGUGUUUUGGCAGCUGGGGCUCUAACCGGACCAAGCUGGAUAUUUCAGCAUGGGAGAAUUAUGUCGUGACCACAAAUUGUGUAACAAGAGGACUUAACUUGUAUGUUGUGGGAUUAUUAAGACCUCACGGGUUCCUUAUAAUGUGACCAUGAAGACAUUCUGAGGUGUUUUUGAAGACAAUGUUGGUGCAUGUGACUUUGGGACUAAAGCUUAUUUACUAUAAUUCACUUCAGGCCGAUGUCAACACCUCAGAAUGUAAAUGCUACAAGUGAGACUAACUGGCUGGACGAGUUCACAUAUUUUCUCUCACAUGUUGCUCGUGUUUUCUUUCAGAAUUGGCAAAAGUGGUCAGACACAACUUAGCUGCAGACAUACAAGUUCUGUUUAGUGGCUCUGAUUCAGCUGCUACAUUUUAAACGCUUUCACACGGAGAAUACAUGGAGGUGAGAGAUAACCACAUUGGUGGGCAAAAUGAAGUUGCAUCAGGGGAGCGAGAGCCUCAGAUAGAGAAUGUCCUGAAGAGAGUGUCUCUACGUCACUUUAACAGCCUAUGCAAGGAGAAUAUCUUACUCAAUCGUUCCUCUAAUGGUACACAUGCUUCAGGUAGUCAGAUCACGCAGAAUGGAUAUCUGAAAUCAGUGAACCCAUUUAUACAUCAAGAUCAGACUGCAGUCAAUGGACUCAGCUCAACAUCCACGAACCCAUUUACUCAAGGCAAAGACUCCAAUGGAAAUACUGUUUUCAGAGACAACAACAAAGACUUAAUAUUAAGGGAUGGACACAUUAAUGGGUGGUCUUCUACAUCUUCUACACCAUCACUUGAGAAUGACUGGGCUAUUUUCCCACCUACUAAUCUAAGCCAGGAAACAAACCAAAUCACAUUUCCUAAUAAAAAAUGGGACAUAUUCCAAGAUUCACACUCUGCCAAAAUUUCCCCAACUGGAUUAAGCAAUCAGAAAGCAAACAUUUUUGAACCUUUUAAAGAGGAAACCAGUGUCUUCCAGAGAAUGGUGGCCAAUGAGAAAACAUCAAAUGAGAGGGUUUAUCUCCUAGAAUACAUACAAACCAAUCAAAAGAAUGAUGAGCAACCCAUACCUUCUACCACAGCAUCCAAUCAGUUGGAUAUUUUUGAAGACUUACCUAGUUUUUUACCUUCUCAAGUAAUCAGUGAUGACAUUUUCCCAAACACUGCUGCAUCUCAGUCAUUUGAAAGAUAUCACACUCCUGAGUCUAGUGUAAAGAACAGAGUAUUUCAAAAUAUCCAAUUAUUUGAAACCCUAGCAUCUGUCCAGAAUGAUAAUUCUCACUUAUCCAAAAAUUUCUCUAUGAAUAAUGGACAGUUCAAGCCACAGAACAGCCACGUUGACAAAAUGUUCAUGCCUACAGACCUGAGUCAAGGAAUAUUCCAGGAGACUUCCACAUUGCCUUCACCUCUUAAUGCAUCAACAAAUGGAGGACUGUUGUUUAGAAGACUACCCCCCAAACCAGCCCCACGCAGUAAGGCUCCAAAGAAUCAUAAUCAGAGUAUCAACCAUGACAUUAUUUCCACACCUGCUGUAUCUGUACCUGCUGAUCAGAAAGCUGCACAGACUCUGUUUACAUCAACCCUGCCAACUCCCAUAUCCAUACCCAUUGUGCCACGACCUACAACUAAUAUCCAGGACACCAUGCUAGCUGAUGAGAAAAACCAGAGCCAAGUUUAUGAGGACGUUCUUUUCAUUGGCCAGGAGAAGUGUGUAGAGGACUGGCCAGUGGACAGCCCCGAGCUUAGCCCUGACUGGAAACCUGCUGGGAAAUUUAAAUUAAGGAGGGAGUCUUUGAGGAUUUCCCUAGAAUCUGAGGCAGCCCUCAAUGCAAUCUCUCUUGGGAAGAAAUCUGGCAACACAAGAAUGAAGUUGAGGAUCUCUGGAAGAGGAUCAAAGGAUAAAUCAGGAGAUGACCCGAGGGUUCAGCAAAUAGACACAGUUCCCCAAGAGUCAAAGGAAAACUAUCCUGACAGCUUAAAUGGUGCCUAUGGUGAUACUAUGCCUUGGGGGACAAAGUUCCAUGCAUCAGAUGACCAUUUCUUGCCUGAACAAGAAGACCAGAAUGCAAGAAUGAAGAGCAAAUCAGUGAAGAGUAAAAAAACUAAAUUCACAGUUCCUCAUUUGCAAUACCGAGAAUCCAAGAAAAAAACUUUACGUGAAGUUUUUGAAGAUGGAUCACAGUUUGUGCCAGCCUCCAAGAGUGAACUGAUUCAGGAGUCAUAUGAAGAAAGGUCGAGGAACAGUGAAGAGCCAGUGAUGAAAGACUGCAGACCGAAGAAACCACUGAAAUUGAAACCCUCUCUGUCUCACCAACUACCCAAGGAUGCUAUUGAAGAUGAUAUGAAGAAGAUGGAUGGCCUUUCGUUUUUGGAGGAAUCAAAGGAAAACUUGUUUGUAAGAGCUGAGAGGGAAAAUCAUCGUGUCUCUACUGACUUACUUGCAGAGUACCAGCAUGAGCAAUUUUCUCCAAAAUCUUCAGAGAGCAGUGGAAAAAUACAAGAAUUACAAGACUAUCGACCAAAGAAACCUAUUAAAUUCUCAUUUCUUCACUUUUCUCGGAAAGGAUCGAAGAGUACCCUGGAGAAUGAUAUCCCACAGAAAGGUGCUGAUUUGUUUAAAGCCAGUGACAUUCGUGGAUUGGAAAUCAAUCUAUCUGAAGAUUAUAGUGAGAUGAGGAAAUCACCUGUACAAACGGUUUCACCAAUAAUUCGGAGAGACUCAAAGGUCGUAAACGAUGCAGAGAAAGGUGCAGACCUUUUUAAAUCAGGAGACAUUACAGAUGAUGACUGGAUGGAGAAUCAUACCAUGGACUCAAAAACAGAGAAGCUGAAAAAAGCAUGUCUGCCAAGCAGCAAAUCGAAGGCCAAGGACCAAGUGUGCUUUCCUGAAGACAUUGAACCACUAGGUGCUACUUCUGGUGAUUACUACCUUUCAGAAGCAGCUAAGGCUGAGUGGAUGUCUUCCCAGAUGGAUGUGAGGAGAGCAAGAGCAUCGGACGAAGACAAGGAUCUGGAAGGAGUGAAGGAGGAGGAGGAAGGGGAAGGCGACACUGACAGUCUGAUGGAGUGGUGGAACACAGUAGAAUUAUGGGACGAACUGCCACCAGAUGAGGAAAUCAGUGUAAAGGAGGAUGAGACUAAAUCUUUCACUGAGAUUGCUGACAAAGUCCACCGUGGUCUCAGAGUUUUCUAUAAAGUUUUCACCGAGCAAGCCGAAGUCCUGUACCUGUAUGUGCUGCGCCUCUACGCCAUUGGGGAUGAUAUCAGCAACUUCCACCGUCACGCUAAGAUCGCCAACAUCACAGGAGGCACAACCACAGCUGUGGGUGGUGUAGCGGCCAUCGCUGGCCUGGCACUGGCCCCUGUUACACUUGGUGCUUCUCUGAUUGUGUCUGCUGUUGGGCUGGGAGUAGCAACGGCAGGUGGGAUCACAGCAGCUUCGGCCACCAUAUCAGACAAUCUCCAUGACAUGAACGACCGUAAGAAGAUCGAGGUGGUGGUUCAGGACUAUGAGACCCGUUUAGUGGAACUACGGCGCUGUCUGCGCUUUGUGGCUGAAGGUGUGCGCCGAUUGCGCUUCCACCCUCUGCUGCGCCGUAAUAAUUACUACACCGGUGACUGGGAGGUGCGGCGAGCGCUUCAGACCAUCAGCCUGGUCGGAGAACCAGUAGAGCAGGCCGAGAACAUGGUGGAGAUGUCCACAAUGGCCCUGAACAGUGUGUGCAAAGGCAUGGACAAUUACUUUAGCAAGGAUUCGAAGGAGCUGAAGAAGGGCUGCAAGAAGGAGGUGACAAUGCAAGUGAAUAUGUUAGCUAAGCUGCUGCAUGAAGGCUUAGUGAAACUCAACUCCAUACGAGAGCAGCUAAUGGAAGCUACUGGACAAGUUUAGAAUGGGAAAUAGAUAAAUAAAGAAUUAGAACAGCAUAAACUUUGCUUAUUAUCUAAGUGUUAUCUAUGGCUGGUCACAUGCUACACAUAGUGGAAAAGUGUGAUUCAGUUCCUUCUACUAUUGUUUCACAGUUAACAGUAUUGUUUCACAUAUUAACUUAAGAAGAGACCUGUGACUUCCAUGCCUUUGUACCGGAAAGAUAACAUGUCCAAUAUGCAUAUAAAAUAAGAAUGUAAAUGUAAGAAUAUUAAGUGUCUUUUUGCUGUGGAGCCCCUGAUACAAUUUGGAUAAAGCAUAACAUAUAUAAUUGACUUAAACAGCUUCUGUGGUUCUGUUGGUUGGUUUUCUUCUUCUUUGUGUAGUUUAGUUCUUGUUUCAGUAUUCACUUCCACAAUGGGAAAUACCAUUCAUGGUAAACACCAUUCUGGGAUUUAGUUGCUGUAGUCGUCUCAUCUGUAAACCAAAAAGACUGAAAAAAAAAAUUGGGCAGGAACUGAGAGUGCUAAUGCCUUAUGAAAGCUGUACUUGUAUUACUGUUUAGUUUGCUCACAUUUAGCCUAGAGUGCAAUACAAAGUCCUCAAAAUAUAGAACUGACCAGCCAAUGCCACCGCUUCUUUUCUAUUUAGCUGCUUUGGUUUUUAUUUGAAGUUUGCAAAUGUUAUGGCAAAUAAAAUUAAAACUAAUUGUUUAACAUACAUAUUAUUGUAUAACUUUUUAAAAUAUAUGUUAUAAGAAGCAACAAAUAUAAGUUAUUCCUGAGGGAUUGUGGAUAGCCAGUCUUCAUCCUGUUAAUUUUAUCUACAUAAUAUUAAAUACUUUGUUUAUAAUGGCAACUUUGUUAUAUUCUUCAUUCUGACUGGUCAGAAGGUGUUGAUUAUUUUUCUAUGAGAGUGGCUCUGACAAUAGUUCCGACUCUAAUUCAAAUCACAGGUGUAUUUAAAUAUGCUCAUUGUAAUAUGUUAACAUUUCUAUAGUGACUUGAAUGGAGAAUGCUCUGCAAAAUCUAAUGCUAAUAAUAAAAGGAUUAAAAAAUGCA